CCGCAUGUCAGCUCCCAAGAAAUCUCGGAUGGAACACUCUCCAGAGGUCCAGAAGUUUGUCGAGUUCCUCAAGAUACGAACUGUUCACCCUGACCCAGCGUACAAAGAAUCUCGACUCUGGCUGCUGGACUAUGUGGCUGAUAUUGGGCUUGAGGUGGUUGUUGACAAGGAGUACCACCCUGGAAAGCCUGUUAUCGUAGUCAAACUCCCCGGAACUAACCCUGAACUACCUUCCGUUUUGUUGAACUCCCACGUGGACGUCGUGCCAGUUGAGCAGGACAAGUGGAUUGUGGACGCCUUCUCGGGCCACAUCACUGACGAUGGAAAGAUAUACGGACGAGGCACCCAAGACAUGAAGUGUGUGUGUAUACAGCAUCUAGAGGCUGUUCGACGGAUCAAGGAUUCUGGUACUAAGUUGAGGCGAGACCUGUACCUGUCCCUGGUGCCGGACGAGGAGAUCGGGGGUAUGACCGGGAUGCAGUUGUUCGCACUGUCCGGGGAGUUCAAGGAACUAAAUGUUGGAUUGGCACUGGAUGAGGGUUUGGCAAGGGAGGACGAUGCUGUGACCGUGUUUUACGGAGAAAGGCACAAACAGUGGACAAAUGUGACGUUCAGUGGCAACCCUGGUCACGGUUCACGAUUUAUCGAGAACACGGCCGUCGAGAAGAUGAGGAAGCUGGUCAACAAAGCCUUGGACUAUCGUGAGAAUCAGAGGAAGAGGUUACUAGCUGACGCGUGUAUGACUUUAGGGGAGGUGACCACAGUAAAUGUGACCAUGAUCCACGGUGGGACUACACCUAACGUGGUUCCUAGCGAGUUUACUGUCACUCUAGACUGCAGAGUUAGUCACGAGUACGCGUUCGAAGAGUUCAAGAACCUGCUUAAAUCCUGGAUUGACGAAGCUGGCGGAGGGGAGAUGAGCUUCAUUGCUUCGUCCAACAAUGACGCACUCUCCUCAAUCGAUCCUAAGGACAAAUGGUGGAACGCCAUAACUGGUGCGUGCAAAAAGCACUCCGUCAAACUGGUCCCGGAGAUAUUCCCGGCCGGAACAGACUCCAGGUACUUGAGAGCUCAGGGGAUCCCUGCGUACGGGUUCUCCCCCAUUAACAACACUCCCAUCCUUCUCCAUGAUCAUAACGAGUGGCUUGGUGUGGACACGUUCAUGCGGGGGAUUGAUAUUUUGGGGACAGUGAUACGGGACUUAGCUAAUGUUAGUGGUUAAGAGAUAGUCUGAUGUUUCUGGAACUAUGUACUCUGGGAAGCGGUAGCUCUGUCCGAGUUGUCCUAAUGACAGAGAACUUUAAAUCGAAGAUUCGGAUAUCAACAGUACAUGGUACUGAGGACAUGUGGGAUAAAUACCACAAUUCACGGGACAUAUGGGACAGUACCACCCUUGACUAGGGAGAUACUUUUGGAUAGCUAUUAUGACUUUUAUAUUACUUAUACUCUACGGCCUACGCGCAAUUAUUUUAUUAAUUUGACAUCGUUCAACCUUUUUAACUCACAUUUAUACUUAUAGCCGUGUGGCAUUUAUUUUAAAAUUCGAUUUUGAUAGAAUAAUGGAUAAUUCCUGAAUGGUUUAAAAAAUUAAUUAUUACAGAAAACAGAGGUUUUCUUUUUCCGAAUUAUCGAAGAAUCACAACAGUAACAAAAACAAUCUCACAAAUAAGCCGGAAUAUUAACACCUGUGAAGCACUAAGAAUCAGAUAACUGCAUUCAGACUUCCUUAUCGGACUUAAUUUGGGCGGACAUUACGUGGAUGGACAUUAUUCUGGUUGGUUAUUAAAUUAUGAGCGCACAUUUUCAACUUCAAGUUCAAUACAGUUAACUGUGGAAUUGUAUUUUCAAACUUUAAUUAA
Messenger RNA from Bolinopsis microptera, 1859 nucleotides. RefSeq names its product aminoacylase-1-like. Gene Ontology annotation, biological process: amino acid metabolic process. The transcript is spliced from 9 exons. The record is from RefSeq and is a predicted model, not a curated record. Bases 5 to 1222 code for a protein of 405 amino acids. Gene Ontology annotation, molecular function: aminoacylase activity. NCBI's taxonomy places the organism in Eukaryota, Metazoa, Ctenophora, Tentaculata, Lobata, Bolinopsidae. Gene Ontology annotation, cellular component: cytoplasm.